GUCCUAGUGAUCAUGCUGAAAACCGCAACCGAAGGAUCCAAAACGGCUGCAGCAACAACCCCGACAAGACUGCGCCAAAUUGCGCUCGUGACGGAUGAUCUAGAAAAAGCACGGAGACAGCUCACAUAUGUUAUUGGCACAGAAAUCAUAUACGAAGACCCUGAAGUGGCGCAAUGGGGACUCAAGAACAUUCUAGUUCCGUUAGGUGGCGACAUCAUCGAAGUUGUCUCCCCAUUCAAGUCCGACACAACUGCAGGGCGCCUACUCCAAAAACGCGGCGAAGGUGGGUAUAUGAUAAUCAUGCAAACAUACGACGCCGCACACCGCCGCGACAUGAUUCGAUCUAGAAACCUCGCGAAGGUGAUAUGGGAGUACAAUCACGGUGACGGGCUGGCUGUUCAGUAUCAUCCAAAAGCGGCGAAAGGCGGUACGAUGGUCGAGAUCGAUUCACACAGCGUUACAGCACAGAAUCCGACGCCGUUGCAGACUCGAUUUUCGCCGUGGCAUGCAUGUGGGACGGACUAUAAGCGUUACUCAAGCUUUAUGAAGCGAUAUUCGCAUCUCAGUCUUCAGGGUUGUGUGCUACGGGUCUCGCCAGGUGAUCUGGCACAGGAAGACGCUUUACGACAAUGGGGAGAGGUUUUUGGAGUCGCGAGAAGUGGAGACGCGCUCGCUUUUACAAAUGCAAGGCUGCGGUUUAUCGCUGGGGAAGAAGGAGAGAAUGAAGGUCUGGUUUCUGUCACCGUGGGCGUGCGAGACAAAGGAAAACUUCGGGAUAUUCUGGAUCGCGCUCGAGAGGAAGGAGUGUGUCGUGACGGCGUUGUGAAUAUAUGCGGAGUAAAGUGGCUUUUCGUACUUACUGAUCCUGAAGAGGAAACAUCAAGGCUUUAG
This is a messenger RNA of Periconia digitata, 891 nucleotides long. The record is from the annotation of a GenBank genome assembly. NCBI's taxonomy places the organism in Eukaryota, Fungi, Ascomycota, Dothideomycetes, Pleosporales, Periconiaceae.